AUGUUGAGCCAGGUCCAAUUGAAUAUUCCAUUGGUAGAUGUACUUUGUGAAAUUCCAAAGUAUAAUAAGUAUAUCAAAGUUAUAGUAGCUCAUAAGAGGAGAUUGACUGAAUUUGAGACAACCACACAUACGGAGGAGUGCACUUCAAAGGUCCAAAACAAGCUUCCUCAAAACCUUAAGGAUCCUGGCAGUUUCACCAUCCCUAUGCAGAUUGGUAAUUUCGAUGUGGGUUGUGAUUUUUGUGAUUUGGGGGCCAGCAUAAAUCUGAAGUUCUUGUCCUUGUUCAAACAAUUGGGUCUGAGAGCUCCAAGACCCACCAAUGUGAUGUUGCAACUAGAUUAUGAGGCUGAUGAACAAGUUCCAAACAUAUUGAGACGAUCUCUUUUGGCUAUAGGUGAUGCAAUUAUUAAAGUAAGAGAGGGAAAAAUGAUUAUGAGGGUGGACAACGAGGAAGCAAUUUUUAAUAUCUACAAGGCAAUCCAACUUCCCCACCAUUAUGAGGAUCUCUCUAUGAUAUUUGUUGUGGAGGUGGAUGAGAAACAUAUUGACACGAGUGUAUAUCUAGACAAUUCUCUAGACAAAGCACUCAUGUUGUUCGAUAGCUUAGAGAUUGAUGAUGAGAUUGAGGAGAUGAUUCAUAUACUAGAUACAUCAUGUGCCUACAUGCAUGGAUUAAACCCCUUUGAGCCCUUAAAUAGGCCAAGUGGGCCUCCUCCAAAACCGUCGAUUGAAGAAACUCCUAAAUUGGAACUUAAACCCUUUCCCCCUCACCUUCAAUAUUCUUAUUUGGGUGGUUUUGACACUCUACCUGUUAUUGUUUCUUCUGACUUGUCUAAAUUGUAG
This is a messenger RNA of Nicotiana tabacum (common tobacco), 843 nucleotides long. The record is from RefSeq and is a predicted model, not a curated record. Lineage: Eukaryota; Viridiplantae; Streptophyta; Magnoliopsida; Solanales; Solanaceae.